UCCAACUUUCUAUCAGUGAAAAAGAAGAGAGCUGAAGUUUCUGUCCUCGACGCAAAACCCCUCCAAGAUGCUGCACUCCUGAUAUAACUUGAACGCUCUGGACGCGAUGCGACACUUUCACCUGUAAUGUCUGGCGAAACAAGCGCGCAAAGGGACGUCUAGUUCUCGAAACAGGGAUCUUCAGCAUGUAGAAUGGACGUCAACACAGACAUCGCGUUUAAAACCACUGGAUGCGCAUGGUUAAGUCCAGUCAGUGAUCUGGUUGGAGUCCCUUUGGAUCAGGUGAAUUUCAUUGCAUGUCAGGUGUUUGGACUAGCAGCUGCAUUCUGGUUUCGACUCUAUCUCAAUCCUCAGCAUGCCAGCAUUGAGAUUCGACAUGCUGUCGCUGCCCUCCUUGGAGCUUCAAUCAUCAUGUUUUGCUUUGGCUGGUUUGCAGUACACAUCUUCAUCCUGGUUUUGGCUUGCUAUGGAAUUAUGCUCAAAGCCAGCCUCCACAAUGUUCACAGGUAUACAAUGAUUGCAGCAGUUGGAUACCUCACAUUAUGCCAAGUCAGUAGAGUCUUCAUAUUCAACUAUGGCAUUCUGUCCACGGAUUUCUCAGGUCCUAUGAUGAUAAUAACACAGAAGAUCACCACACUCGCCUUUCAGGUGCAUGACGGAAUGUGUCGAAAGCAGGAGGAACUGAAGGAGGAUCAGAGGCGUAUGGCAGUACACUCAAAGCCAUCACUGUUGGAGUACCUAAGCUACAAUAUAAAUUUCCUGAGUGUCCUGGUGGGGCCCUGCAGUAACUUUAAAGACUAUAUGGAGUUUAUACAGGGCCAGCAUGCUCAUCACAGGCUGAGGAGAGUGAAAGCCAGCAGCCCGCAGCAGAACGGCUGGGACAGAGUGCCCGAGCCAUCGCCUGUGAGGCCAGUGAUUAAAAAGCUGCUUGUGUGCACUGGCUCUCUGCUCUGGUUCUUCAUCAUCACCAAAGCAUUCCCCAUAAACUACAAUGUGGACCCACAAUUCAUCAACAAGGCCUCUUUCAUCAGCAGAUUGGCCUAUGCCUUCAUUUCCAUCCAGGCAGCCAGACCCAAGUUCUAUUUUGCAUGGACUCUCGCGGAUGCCGUUCAUAACGCAGCAGGGUUUGGAAUCAGCAAUGUGGACGAGAGAGGGCAAGUGUCCUGGGACCUCGUCUCCAACGUUCAUAUCUGGCAGAUUGAGACAGCGACUAGUUUCAAAUCAUUCAUCGACAACUGGAAUAUACAGACUGCUUUGUGGCUGAAAAGUGUGUGUUAUGAUCGAGUGCCUCAUUACCGUACGCCCCUCACGUUUGUGCUGUCAGCCAUGUGGCACGGAGUUUACCCAGGAUACUACUUUACCUUCAUCACAGCUAUACCCAUCACCUUUGCAUCCCGUGCUGUGCGCAGAAAUUUCCGGCAGUAUUUUUUGUCUUCCCACCAGCUCAAGUUCUGCUAUGAUGUGGUGACGUGGGCUGCCACUCAGCUGACUAUCUGCUACACUGUAAUGCCAUUUCUUCUGCUGGCAGUGGAGCCUACCAUGCAGUAUUACAGGUCAAUGUACUUUCAUGUGCACAUCAUCAGCAUUCUGGCUAUGCUCCUCCUGCCCAGCAAACCCAGGGGCUCCAAGCCUGAAAGCAGUGCCCGACAUGCCAACAAUAAUGUGAAAGAGGACUGAACCCUUCUGAUGUGUGUGUGUGUGUGUGUGUGUGUGUGUGUGUGUGUGUGUGUGUGUGUGUGUGUGUGUGUGUGUGUGUGUGUGUGGACGGAGAGAGCAGAGGCAUGGAUGGACAAAGGCCACUCUGUGUGAAGCAAAUACAAAGAGCUCAGACGGGCCUUCACUUGC
Molecule: messenger RNA, 1845 nt
Organism: Xyrauchen texanus (razorback sucker)
Lineage: Eukaryota; Metazoa; Chordata; Actinopteri; Cypriniformes; Catostomidae
Product: lysophospholipid acyltransferase 1-like
Exons: 13
Coding region: 193-1677 (494 amino acids)
Biological process (GO): lipid modification
Cellular component (GO): membrane
Molecular function (GO): acyltransferase activity
Source: RefSeq, a predicted model, not a curated record